AUGUCCCGUUCGAACCCUCCAAACGCCGGAGGCUCUCGCAAGAUUUCUUUCAAUGUUAGCGAGCAAUACGACAUUCAAGAUGUUGUAGGUGAAGGUGCAUAUGGAGUCGUUUGCUCCGCGAUACACAAACCGUCAGGGCAGAAGGUUGCGAUCAAGAAGAUCACUCCAUUCGACCAUUCCAUGUUUUGUCUCCGAACUUUGCGCGAAAUGAAGCUCCUUCGCUACUUCAAUCACGAGAACAUCAUCUCUAUCCUUGAUAUCCAGAAGCCCCGUGGCUACGAUACAUUUAACGAGGUCUAUCUCAUUCAGGAGUUGAUGGAGACUGAUAUGCACAGAGUCAUCCGAACACAGGAUCUCUCAGACGAUCACUGCCAGUAUUUCAUCUAUCAAACUUUGCGCGCACUGAAAGCAAUGCAUUCAGCAAACGUUCUGCACAGAGAUCUGAAACCAUCCAACCUGCUUCUCAAUGCCAAUUGCGACUUGAAAGUCUGUGACUUUGGCUUGGCCAGAUCGGCUGCAUCUCAAGAAGACAAUUCUGGUUUCAUGACGGAAUAUGUUGCAACACGAUGGUAUCGUGCCCCAGAAAUCAUGUUAACGUUCAAGGAAUAUACAAAGGCCAUUGAUGUUUGGUCUGUCGGCUGCAUCUUAGCCGAGAUGCUCAGUGGAAAACCUUUGUUCCCUGGUAAAGACUAUCAUCACCAGUUGACUCUGAUUCUCGAUGUUCUCGGCACGCCUACCAUGGAAGACUACUAUGGUAUCAAGUCGCGACGUGCUAGAGAGUAUAUCCGGUCUCUACCAUUCAAGAAGAAGGUGCCAUUCAGGACUCUAUUUCCAAAAACUUCCGACUUGGCUCUCGAUCUUCUCGAAAAGCUACUAGCUUUCAAUCCUGUCAAGCGUAUCACGGUUGAGGAGGCUCUAAAGCAUCCCUACCUGGAGCCGUAUCACGACCCCGAGGACGAGCCAACUGCACCUCCGACUCCUGAAGAAUUUUUCGACUUUGACAAACACAAGGAUACCCUGAGCAAAGAACAGCUGAAACAACUCAUUUAUCAGGAGAUUAUGAGGUAA
This is a messenger RNA of Metarhizium robertsii ARSEF 23, 1068 nucleotides long. RefSeq names its product mitogen-activated protein kinase. Gene Ontology annotation, biological process: protein phosphorylation; intracellular signal transduction. NCBI's taxonomy places the organism in Eukaryota, Fungi, Ascomycota, Sordariomycetes, Hypocreales, Clavicipitaceae. The transcript is spliced from 4 exons. The record is from RefSeq and is a predicted model, not a curated record. Gene Ontology annotation, molecular function: MAP kinase activity; ATP binding. Bases 1 to 1068 code for a protein of 355 amino acids. Gene Ontology annotation, cellular component: nucleus; cytoplasm.